AUGUUGGGUUGGGCGACGAAGACGUGCGUCUUGCUGGCUGGCUGGCUGGCGCUCGCCGCCGGCGAAGGCAUCGUCGAGCUCGGCGACGAGACCUUCGAGAAGGAGACCCAGAGCAUCUCCGGGUCGACGACGGGCGACUGGUUCGUGCGCUUCUGCCCCGAGCUCUGCCCGAAGGAGGACAAGUUCCAGCUCAAGGAGCUCGCGUCGAAGCUCGACGGCCACGACGACAAGUGGAUCAACGUCGCGACGGUCGACUGCGAGAUCAACGUCGUCCUCUGCGGCGAGCGCUUCAACAUCACGGAGGCGCGGAGCCUCCUCUUCAUCCGCGGGCGCAUGUACGACUUCACGGAGAACGUCACGGAGACGAACUCCGACUUCCUGCGCAACUUCACGAAGCGGCUCAAGAACGUCACGCUCGAGGACGGCGGCCGCGGCGAGGGCCUGCGCAUCCCGCGGGGGCCCAUGUGGUUCACGCCGCUCAUCAAGCCGAUCACGGACAAGCUCGACCUGUUCUUCGAGAUGGUGGACUACCGCAUGCUGAGCACGGGCAUGGGCGCCUUCUCCGUGCUGCUCGUGUCGGUCGGCGCGAACGUCGCCGUCGGCGCGGCGGACACCGUCGGCGCGGCGGCGCGGCAGGCCGUCGAGGAGCUGCGGUCCCACGCGAAGUUCGCGCCGCUGGCCAAGUACGCGCUGGCCGUCGUCGUCGAGGCCGUGGGCCCGUCGAAGAGCGCGAGCGAGCGCGCCGCCGCCGCGCGCGAGGUCGUCGACUCCGGCGGCCCCGCGGCGCUCGCCGCGUGCCUCGACGCGGCCUGCGGCGCGCCGCGCGACGAGGCGUACGUCGCGGCCGUCGGCGCAUGCGUCGCGGCCGUCGCGCGGGCCGCGGCCUUCGCCGCCGUGGCCUGCGGCGCCCAGGGCCUGGGCCUCGCCUGCGUCGGCGCUCUGAACGGCGGCGCGCGCGACUCCGCGGACGCGCUCGGCGCCGCGGUGCUCGCGACGACGCGCGUCGCGCCCUUACCCGGCGGCGGCGCGGUCGUCGCCGGCGCCGUGGCCAAGUACGCCGUCACCGCGGGCCGGAGCCGGCCCUGGCUCGUCGCCGCCAACGCGGCGCUCUGCGUGCACCGGGGGCCCCUGUCCGUCGCGUCGAAGUUGGGGGACGUCUUGGCGGGCACGCUCCGCGCGGAGCUGCGGGUCUGGCGACACCGGCGCGAGGCCCCGAAACUCGGCGAGAGCGUGCUCCUGCCCUGCCUCCACUGCCUCGACCGCCUCUACCGGGGGCCCCUGGGGGACCGGCCGCCGCCCGCGCGGACGCUGAGUGGCCGGCUCCGCGCGUCGACGCGCGCGAGCCGGCGGUCGUCGCUCGCGGCGGCGACGAAGCCCGUCGUCGCGCCGGCGGCGCAGCCCGCCUACCUCGCCGUCGGCUCCGGCGCCCGGGACGUGAGCCUCGCGCUCCUCGUCUGCGAGGCGCUCGACGUGCUCGACGACGACGACGUCCUCGCGGGCCACUUCCGGGGCCUCGUCGCCGCAAUCGCGCCGAGGCGCGUCUGGCGCGACGCCGUGGACCGCGCCACGGGCGACGUCGUCGCGCUCAAGCUCGUCAAGGCCGCCGCGGCGACGCCCGAGGACGACGGCGAAGAAGACGCGGACGACGCGCUGGCGACGCCGCGGUGCGCGACGACGCUCGUCCGCCUCCUCGACGCGCCGGAGACGGAGCGCGGCCGCGUCGCCCUCGACGCCCUAUCAUUGCUGCUCCAGGGCCACGGCCUGCGCGCCGUCGCCGCGCGGCGGGCCCUCGCGAAGCGGCGCGACGGCGACGGCACGGCGGACUGGCUCCGGCGCCUCGCCGCGGGAGACUCGCCGCUCGCGGGCCGGUGCGCGCGGUCCGCGCUCCGCUUCUGCGGCGUCCUCGUGGCGACGCGGGGGCUCAUCGCGACGUCCGCGUCCGCGGCCGAGGCCCGCGCGGACGACAUCGACGGCAUCCUCGAGUGCUCGCGCCUGGCGCUGGACGUGGGCGCGCGCGAGUUGGAGAGAGUGGAACACGACGCGGAGCCGCCGCGGACCCUGGUCGAGGCGCUGGCCUUUUUCGUCGUGGCGACGGAGGCCGUCCGGGUGGUGGCGUCGGACCACGCGCUCGCGACCGCGCGCGCGCGGAAGCACCGGCGCGUCCGCGAGGGCGACGCGGGGGCCCUGGGCGCGCGCGCGGCCGUGCUCUGCGUCGGCGCGCUGGCUUUGGGCGGCCACGGCCUCGCCGAGGCCGCCGCGGACGCGCUCGAGGCCGCCGUGGCGCUCCAGGGCGCGGACGCGCGCGCGGCCUACGCCAGGGCAGGACAAGAGAGCGAAAUUCCCAACUUCAAAGGCUCCUAUCUCGGCCGUUUUCCACUCGCCUACGCGGCGCUCCACGCGCCCCGGGCUUUAGCGGCCCUCAAGGCGUCGGCGCGGAGCGCCGCGGCCGUGCUCAAGGGCGAGGCGACCUUCCUGGGGGACGUGGACCGCCCCGCGGGCGCGUCGUCCGACGACUUCGCGUUCCACGGCGCCGAGGCCGCGACGCACGCGCUCGCGCGCCUCGCCGCGGCCCUCUACCUCCACGAGGCGCGCGACUUCGACGCGGCGCCGGAGCUGCGCGCGGCGCUCAAGCCCGCGGUGCUCGCGUCGCGCGCCGCGCACCGCCUGUCGACGACCGUGCAGCUCGACUUGGACGCGCUCGAGCGCGCGGCGCUCUUCGUCGCCGGCGCGCCCGACGAGCGGCCCAAGCGCGCGAGCCUCCUCGACGACGCGACCAUGGCGCCGCCGACGGAGGCGCCGACGAGGUCCGCGCUCCGGGCCCACGCGGAGACGCGCGACCUCCGCCGGUCGCUCGGCGCGUCCGCGGGCGCGCUCGCGGCGCUCAGCGCGGGCCUCGGCGACGACGGCGCCGCGUGGACGCAGCGCGUCGACGAAAGCGGCGUGCCCUACUUCGAGGACGGCCGCGAGACGACCUGGCGGGCGCCGGACGCCUGGGUCCGCGCCGCGCGCGCCCGCGAGGGCGCCGCGGGCGGCGACCCGGCCGUCGUGCGGCGCCGCGGCGACUGGGCCGAGCGCCUCGACGACGACGGCCGCGUCUACUACGCCAACGAGGCCGCGGACCUGUCCCAGUGGGAGCGGCCGGACGCCUUCGGCGCGCCGCCGGACGACGGGCCGGACGCGCGCGUCGCGGACGACGGGCCGGACGAGCGUCCGUCGGAGGACGGGCCGGACUCGCCGCCCAAGGAGCGCUGCCCCCGCUGCUGGCACCUGCGCCCCUGCGCCUGCGACGACGACGACUUCGGAGGCCGGAGCCCGCCCGCCGCCGCGGCCGGCGACGGCUUGGCGGCGGCGCCGCGCGCGGCGGUGCGCGCGAGCCGCAUCGUCGGCUUCGGAGGCGGCGGCGGCGACGACGACGCGGGCCGCGGAUCCGAAGGCGGCUGGGACGAGGUCGUCGCCUUCGCGCCCCCGCGGGCCGGCGCCGAGGAGGCGAAAGACGGCGCGGUCCCCUCCGACGGCGCCGCGGCGCCACCCGGCGGCGCCGCGCCGCCGCCGCACGUCCGCCGGAGCCGCACCGUCGGCAUGGGCGGCGGCGACGACGACGCCGAGGCCGUCGUCGACGACGCGGAGGCCGUCGUCCCCGACGCGUCGCCCCUCGAGGCCAUGACGAGCCCGCGGCGCCGGCACCAGCCCCUCCCGCCGGAGCACUGCCGGACCUGCCUCAAGCAGCGGCCCUGCCCCUGCGACGCGGCGGCGGCCGCUGGCGGUGGAAACGCCGGCGCGAUCCGCGUCGGCGACCUGCCGCCCGCGCCCCCGCGCCGGGGCCGCGUGGGCGCCGUCGACCCCCGCAUCGUCGGUAUGGGCGGCGACUACGAGGGCGGGGUCAGCCUCGGCGACCCCGCGGCGCCGCCGCGGCCCGCGGUCCGCGGGAGCCGCAUCGUCGGCUUCGGCGGCGACGACGCGAACGACGCCGCGGCCGGCCCGUCGCGGCCGCCCGCGGCCAGCGACGCCGACGGCGUCUCGCGGCGCCACCGGCCGCCGCCGCCGGAGCACUGCCACGCCUGCCUCCAGCGGCGGCCCUGCGCCUGCGACGCGAUGCAGGUCGGCGACCUGUCGCCCGCGCCCCCGCGCCGGGGCCGCGCGAGCGCCGUCGACCCUUUUCCGACGCAGCGGUGGGCGCCGCCCGUGCCCCUCGACCGCAUCCUCGGCGUGGGGGGCGGCGGCGACGACGGCGCCCAGCUCUCGCGGCGCCACCAGCCGCUCCCGCCGGAGCACUGCCCCGAGUGCCUCCAGCGGCGGCCGUGCCCGUGCGACGAGGGCGCUCGCGUGCGAAACGACGCGGCCUCGGUCCGCGGGAGCCGAAUCGUCGGCUUCGGAGGCGGCGACGACGCGAACGACGCCGCGGCCGGCCCAUCGCGGACACAGGUGCGGGGGAGCCGCAUCGUCGGCUUCGGCGGCGGCGGCGAAAGAGACGCGAGUCCGACCGCGCGGCGCGUCGACGGCGGCGAUCCGAGCGACGCGGCGGCCGGCGGAAGCGCCCCAUCGGUGCGAGCGAGUCGCAUCGUCGGCUACGGCGGCGGCGACGAGGGCAUGGGUAAUGACGAUCCGACGCGGGCGCGCAGCGGCGCGGUGCAGAUGUUCGACGCUCCCGGCGGCUCGGCGCAGCGCGGCCGCGGCCCCGGCCGCGGGCCUCCGCCCGUCGGAGGCUACGACGACGCCGCCGGCCGGGACAUGCCCUACGGCGGCGGCACGCCCAUCGACGCCGACUCCGUAGGAGGAGCGCCGCGCACGGCCGUGCGCGGGAGCCGCAUCGUCGGCUUUGGCGGCGGCGGCGAGUACGACGACCCGGCGGCCGAUGCUCUCGGCGGAUUGCGCGGCCCCGGACACGGGCCUCCUCCCGUCGGGGGCUACGACGACGCGGCGGGACAGGGCCGGGUCUACGGCGGAGGGACGCGCAUCGAGGACCCCUCGGCGGCGCCCGGCUACGGCGGCGGCACGCCCAUGGACGACUCGGCAGGAGCGCCGCGCACGGCCGUGCGCGGGAGCCGCAUCGUCGGCUUCGGCGGCGGCGGCGAGUACGACGAUCCCGCGGCCGGCGAUCCGAUGGCCGGCGAUCGAGGAGACGCGGGCCCGUCGGUGCGAGGGAGUCGCAUCGUCGGCUACGGCGGCGGCGGCGACUACGACGAUCCCGCCGUCGGCGAUCCGGGCGCCGCGGGGCUCUCCGACGCUCCCGGCGGCUCGGCGCAGCGCGGCCGCGGCCCCGGCCGCGGGCCUCCGCCCGUCGGGGGCUACGACGACGCCGCCGGCCGGGACAUGCCCUACGGCGGCGGCACGCCCAUCGACGCCGACUCCGUAGGAGGAGCGCCGCGCACGGCCGUGCGCGGGAGCCGCAUCGUCGGCUUCGGCGGCGGCGGCGAGUACGACGAUCCCGCGGCCGGCGAUCCGAUGGCCGGCGAUCGAGGAGACGCGGGCCCGUCGGUGCGAGGGAGUCGCAUCGUCGGCUACGGCGGCGGCGGCGACUACGACGAUCCCGCCGUCGGCGAUCCGGGCGCCGCGGGGCUCUCCGACGCUCCCGGCGGCUCGGCGCAGCGCGGCCGCGGCCCCGGCCGCGGGCCUCCGCCCGUCGGGGGCUACGACGACGCCGCCGGCCGGGACAUGCCCUACGGCGGCGGCACGCCCAUCGACGCCGACUCCGUAGGAGGAGCGCCGCGCACGGCCGUGCGCGGGAGCCGCAUCGUCGGCUUCGGCGGCGGCGGCGAGUACGACGAUCCCGCGGCCGGCGAUCCGAUGGCCGGCGAUCGAGGAGACGCGGGCCCGUCGGUGCGAGGGAGUCGCAUCGUCGGCUACGGCGGCGGCGGCGACUACGACGAUCCCGCCGUCGGCGAUCCGGGCGCCGCGGGGCUCUCCGACGCUCCCGGCGGCUCGGCGCAGCGCGGCCGCGGCCCCGGCCGCGGGCCUCCGCCCGUCGGGGGCUACGACGACGCCGCCGGCCGGGACAUGCCCUACGGCGGCGGCACGCCCAUCGACGCCGACUCCGUAGGAGGAGCGCCGCGCACGGCCGUGCGCGGGAGCCGCAUCGUCGGCUUCGGCGGCGGCGGCGAGUACGACGAUCCCGCGGCCGGCGAUCCGAUGGCCGGCGAUCGAGGAGACGCGGGCCCGUCGGUGCGAGGGAGUCGCAUCGUCGGCUACGGCGGCGGCGGCGACUACGACGACCCGGCGGCCGAUGCUCUCGGCGGAUCGCGCGGCCCCGGACACGGGCCUCCUCCCGUCGGGGGCUACGACGACGCGGCGGGACAGGGCCGGGUCUACGGCGGCGGCACGCCCAUCGAGGACCCCUCGGCGGCGCCCGGCUACGGCGGCGGCACGCCCAUGGACAACUCGGCAGGAGCGCAGCGCACGGCCGUGCGCGGGAGCCGCAUCGUCGGCUUCGGCGGCGGCGGCGAGUACGACGAUCCCGCGGCCGGCGAUCCGAUGGCCGGCGAUCGAGGAGACGCGGGCCCAUCGGUGCGAGGGAGUCGCAUCGUCGGCUACGGCGGCGGCGGCGACUACGACGACCCGGCGGCCGAUGCUCUCGGCGGAUCGCGCGGCCCCGGACACGGGCCUCCUCCCGUCGGGGGCUACGACGACGCGGCGGGACAGGGCCGGGUCUACGGCGGCGGCACGCCCAUCGAGGACCCCUCGGCGGCGCCCGGCUACGGCGGCGGCACGCCCAUGGACGACUCGGCAGGAGCGCAGCGCACGGCCGUGCGCGGGAGCCGCAUCGUCGGCUUCGGCGGCGGCGGCGAGUACGACGAUCCCGCGGCCGGCGAUCCGAUGGCCGGCGAUCGAGGAGACGCGGGCCCGUCGGUGCGAGGGAGUCGCAUCGUCGGCUACGGCGGCGGCGGCGACUACGACGAUCCCGCCGUCGGCGAUCCGGGCGCCGCGGGGCUCUCCGACGCUCCCGGCGGCUCGGCGCAGCGCGGCCGCGGCCCCGGCCGCGGGCCUCCGCCGGUCGGGGGCUACGACGACGCCGCCGGCCGGGACAUGCCCUACGGCGGCGGCACGCCCAUCGACGCCGACUCCGUAGGAGGAGCGCCGCGCACGGCCGUGCGCGGGAGCCGCAUCGUCGGCUUCGGCGGCGGCGGCGAGUACGACGAUCCCGCGGCCGGCGAUCCGAUGGCCGGCGAUCGAGGAGACGCGGGCCCGUCGCGCGGCCGCGGCCGCGGCCGCGGGCCUCCGCCCGUCGGGGGCUACGACGACGCCGCCGGCCGGGACAUGCCCUACGGCGGCGGCACGCCCAUCAACGCCGAUUCCGUAGGAGGAGCGCCGCGCACGGCCGUGCGCGGGAGCCGCAUCGUCGGCUUCGGCGGCGGCGGCGAGUACGACGAUCCCGCGGCCGGCGAUCCGAUGGCCGGCGAUCAAGGAGGUGCGAGCCCGUCCGUGCGAGGGAGUCGCAUCGUCGGCUACGGCGGCGGCGACUACGACGACCCGGCGGCCGAUGCUCUCGGCGGAUCGCGCGGCCCCGGACACGGGCCUCCUCCCGUCGGGGGCUACGACGACGCGGCGGGACAGGGCCGGGUCUACGGCGGCGGGACGCCCAUCGAGGAUCCCUCGGCGGCGGCCGGCUACGGCGGCGGCACGCCCAUGGGCAACUCGGCAGGAGCGCCGCGCACAGCCGUGCGCGGGAGCCGCAUCGUCGGCUUCGGCGGCGGCGGCGAGUACGACGAUCCCGCGGCCGGCGAUCCGAUGGCCGGCGAUCGAGGAGACGCGGGCCCGUCGAUGCGAGGGAGUCGCAUCGUCGGCUACGGCGGCGGCGGCGACUACGACGACCCGGCGGCCGAUGCUCUCGGCGGAUCGCGCGGCCCCGGACACGGGCCUCCUCCCGUCGGGGGCUACGACGACGCGGCGGGACAGGGCCGGGUCUACGGCGGCGGCACGCCCAUCGAGGACCCCUCGGCGGCGCCCGGCUACGGCGGCGGCACGCCCAUGGACAACUCGGCAGGAGCGCAGCGCACGGCCGUGCGCGGGAGCCGCAUCGUCGGCUUCGGCGGCGGCGGCGAGUACGACGAUCCCGCGGCCGGCGAUCCGAUGGCCGGCGAUCGAGGAGACGCGGGCCCAUCGGUGCGAGGGAGUCGCAUCGUCGGCUACGGCGGCGGCGGCGACUACGACGACCCGGCGGCCGAUGCUCUCGGCGGAUCGCGCGGCCCCGGACACGGGCCUCCUCCCGUCGGGGGCUACGACGACGCGGCGGGACAGGGCCGGGUCUACGGCGGCGGCACGCCCAUCGAGGACCCCUCGGCGGCGCCCGGCUACGGCGGCGGCACGCCCAUGGACGACUCGGCAGGAGCGCAGCGCACGGCCGUGCGCGGGAGCCGCAUCGUCGGCUUCGGCGGCGGCGGCGAGUACGACGAUCCCGCGGCCGGCGAUCCGAUGGCCGGCGAUCGAGGAGAUGCGGGCCCGUCGGUGCGAGGGAGUCGCAUCGUCGGCUACGGCGGCGGCGGCGACUACGACGAUCCCGCCGCCGGCGAUCCGGGCGCCGCGGGGCUCUCCGACGCUCCCGGCGGCUCGGCGCAGCGCGGCCGCGGCCCCGGCCGCGGGCCUCCGCCGGUCGGGGGCUACGACGACGCCGCCGGCCGGGACAUGCCCUACGGCGGCGGCACGCCCAUCGACGCCGACUCCGUAGGAGGAGCGCCGCGCACGGCCGUGCGCGGGAGCCGCAUCGUCGGCUUCGGCGGCGGCGGCGAGUACGACGACGCGAACGACGCGGCGGCCGGUCCUUCUCGGACGAAUCUGAGGGACAGCCGCAUGGUCGGCCCCGACCGCGGCACUGAGACUCCUGGCGAAUCCUCCGUCUACGACGGCGGCGAUCCGAGCGACGCCGCCGCCGGCGGGCCCGGCUUCCGCGGCCACACCUCCCCUGUUCGGGCCAGCCGCAUCGUCGGCAUGGGCGGCGGCGGAGAGGGCGGGCCGUUCGACACUCCCGGCGCUCGCGACGCCGCGGGCCGGGACCUCGGCGGCGUGGCGCCGGCCGACGUGCCCUCGUCGGAGGACGCCGCGACGCCGCGCGCGACGAAGCCGGUCGCGGGGGACACGCCCGCCUCGGGUCCCUGGCGCUGCCCGAAGUGCGGCAAGGGCAACGGCUCGCGACGCAGCGCGUGCUCCGUGUGCGCGACGGUCCGGGCCGACGACGCCGCGGCCGCGGACGCGGGCCCGUCCGUGCGCGGGAGCCGCAUCGUCGGCAUGGGCGGAGGCGACGACGAUACCGUCGACGACGACGACGCGGGGCGACGCGAGCGCGUCUACGGCGGCGGGACGCCCAUCGAGGAUCCCGCGGCGGCGCCCUACGGUGGCGGCACGCCCAUCAGGGGUGGCGCGGCAGACCCCACCGGCGUGCGCAAGAGUCGCAUCGUCGGAAUCGGCGGUGGCGGCGGCGCCAAUCCUGCGCCGGGCGGCGACUGGGACGAAACCGUGUCCUUCGUGCCGCCCGACCGCCCGCCCGCGGACAUCGGCAGCCCCUGGCGCGAGUUCGUCGACCCGCUCGGCGUGCCCUACUUCCACAACGACCAGACGCAGGAGACGACGUGGAUCGCGCCGGACGAUUGGGUGCGGGACAUGCGCGCCAAGGACCCGGUGCAGCGGUCCAAGUCCAUCGUGCGCGCCGCGAACGACUGGCAGGAGAAGGUCGACCCGGCCUCCGGGCGCGUCUACUACAUCACGCCGGACGGACAGACGCAGUGGGAGCGGCCGGAGAGCGUCUUCGCCGACGAAAGCGAGAGAGUCUACGGCGGCGGCACGCCCAUCGAGGAACCCUCGGCGGCGCCCGGCUACGGCGGCGGCACGCCCAUGGACGACUCGGCAGGAGCGCCGCGCGCGGCCGUGCGCGGGAGCCGCAUCGUCGGCUUCGGCGGCGGCUCGGACGAUCCCGCGGCCGGCAAUCCGAUGGCCGGCGAUCAAGGAGGUGCGAGCCCGUCCGUGCGAGGGAGUCGCAUCGUCGGCUACGGCGGCGGCGACUACGACGACCCGGCGGCCGAUGCUCUCGGCGGAUCGCGCGGCCUCGGACACGGGCCUCCUCCCGUCGGGGGCUACGACGACGCGGCGGGACAGGGCCGGGUCUACGGCGGCGGCACGCCCAUCGAGGACCCCUCGGCGGCGGCCGGCUACGGCGGCGGCACGCCCAUGGACGACUCGGCAGGAGCGCCGCGCGCGGCGGUCCGAGGGAGCCGCAUCGUCGGCUUCGGCGGCGGCGCGGACGAUCCGGCGGCCGGCGACCCGAUGGCUGGCGAUCAAGGAGGCGCGAGCCCGUCCGUGCGAGCGAGCCGCAUCGUCGGCUAUGGCGGCGGCGACUACGACGACCCGGCGGCCGAUGCUCUCGGCGGAUCGCGCGGCCCCGGACACGGGCCUCCUCCCGUCGGGGGCUACGACGACGCGGCGGGACAGGGCCGGGUCUACGGCGGCGGCACGCCCAUCGAGGACCCCUCGGCGGCGCCCGGCUACGGCGGCGGCACGCCCAUCAGGACUCGCGCAGCGGAUUCCACUGGCGUGCGCAAGAGUCGCAUCGUUGGAAUCGGCGGUGGCGGUGGCGCCGAUCCUGCGCAGGGCGGCGACUGGGACGAAACCGUCUCCUUUGUGCCGCCGGCCCGCCCGCCCGCGGACAUCGGCAGCCCCUGGCGCGAGUUCGUCGACCCGCUCGGCGUGCCCUACUUCCACAACGACCAGACGCAGGAGACGACGUGGAUCGCGCCGGACGAUUGGGUGCGGGACAUGAGCGCCAAGGACCCGGUGCAGCGGUCCAAGUCCAUCGUGCGCGCCGCGAACGACUGGCAGGAGAAGGUCGACCCGGCCUCCGGGCGCGUCUACUACAUCACGCCGGACGGGCAGACGCAGUGGGAGCGGCCGGAGAGCGUCUUCGUCGAAGGCGGCGGUCCCGGCGAGAAGAAGCCGGGCGAGGAGAAGCCGGGCGUGCGAAGGAGCCGCAUCGUCGGAUUCGGCGGCGGGGGCGACGCGGAUCGCCUCGAGCUGCCGCCGAAGCUGGAGGGCACCAUCGACGCGCCCGAGUGCGCCCCCGUGGGCAGGAUCGCGCGGGCGUCGUCGCGCGAGUUAAUGACGACGCCGGAGGAGCUGACGCUGGCGCUCGACCUCCCGGUGCACUCGGGCGACGCGAGGAACGGGCCGCGGCUUCCCGCGGGCGCCGAAGGAGCGGAGGGCUAUACGAGCUGGGGCGCUCCCCUGGGGACCGACCGUCCGACCGUGCGCAAGAGCCGCAUCGUCGGCAUGGGCGGCGGCGGCGACGACGACGACGACGACGAGGGACCUAGCAAGGUCUACGGCGGCGGAACGCCCAUCGAGGACGUCGCAGCGGCGCCGGGCAAGGCCGAUCGAGGCCGCGCGGACGAGGCUCCGUCGGUGCGCAAGAGCCGCAUCGUCGGCAUGGGCGGCGGCGGCGACGACGACGACGACGACGCGGGACCUAGCAAGGUCUACGGCGGCGGAACGCCCAUCGAGGACGUCGCAGCGGCGCCGGGCAAGGCCGGUCGAGGCCGCGCGGACGAGGCUCCGUCGGUGCGCAAGAGCCGCAUCGUCGGCAUGGGCGGCGGCGGCGACGACGACGACGACGACGAGGGACCUAGCAAGGUCUACGGCGGCGGAACGCCCAUCGAGGACGUCGCAGCGGCGCCGGGCGAGGCCGGUCGAGGCCGCGCGGACGAGGCUCCGUCGGUGCGCAAGAGCCGCAUCGUCGGCAUGGGCGGCGGCGGCGACGACGACGACGACGACGAGGGACCUAGCAAGGUCUACGGCGGCGGAACGCCCAUCGAGGACGUCGCAGCGGCGCCGGGCGAGGCCGGUCGAGGCCGCGCGGACGAGGCUCCGUCGGUGCGCAAGAGCCGCAUCGUCGGCAUGGGCGGCGGCGGCGACGACGACGACGACGACGAGGGACCUAGCAAGGUCUACGGCGGCGGAACGCCCAUCGAGGACGUCGCAGCGGCGCCGGGCAAGGCCGAUCGAGGCCGCGCGGAUCGAGGCCGCGCGGACGAGGCUCCGUCGGUGCGCAAGAGCCGCAUCGUCGGCAUGGGCGGCGGCGGCGACGACGACGACGACGACGAGGGACCUAGCAAGGUCUACGGCGGCGGAACGCCCAUCGAGGACGUCGCAGCGGCGCCGGGCAAGGCCGAUCGAGGCCGCGCGGAUGAGGCUCCGUCGGUGCGCAAGAGCCGCAUCGUCGGCAUGGGCGGCGGCGGCGACGACGACGACGACGACGAGGGACCUAGCAAGGUCUACGGCGGCGGAACGCCCAUCGUCGCUGGCUCCGGCGACGUGCCCGAGCCCCCCGAGGGGGACGGCUUCAGCGACGACGGCGGCGACGACGACGACGGCGGCGGCGACGCGCGCGCGGUCGUCCGCAAGAGCCGCAUCGUGGGCAUGGGCGGCGACGGCGGCGACGCGCGGCCCCGGAGCGCGGCCGUGCAGCUCUUCGACGGCGGCCCCGGCAGCGAGGGGCGGGCGCCGCGCGUCCCGCGCGGCGUCGAGUCGCCGUCGGACGACGACGAGGCGCCGUCGCGCGGGGCCGCGGAGCUCUUCGACGCGCGGGGCGACCCGAUCUCGUCGUCGAAGCUGACGCCCUCGGUGCGCAAGAGCCGCAUCGUCGGCGUGGGCGGCGGCGGCGAACCCUACCGGGACCGGAGCGGCGCCGUGCAGCUCUUCGACGGCGGGCCCGGCGGCGAGGGCCGCGCGCCGAGCCUCGUCGCGGACUCGCCCGGCGCGCGCACGCCCUCGAGCGACGAGUGGCACACGCCCGCGGCGUCCGAGGCGUCCGGCGCGUCGCCCGCGAAGUCGCCCGGCCGCGGGCCGCGCGCGCGGCCUAAAGUCGCCUUCGGGUCGUCCGUCGACGACGGCAGACCGAAGCACAGGGAGCACCACUUCCUGCGCAAGGGCGACGGCCGGCGCUGCGCGGAGACGCGGGCCGUCGCCGACGAGCUGCGGCGCCAGGACGAGCGCAACCGCACGGUCUGGCGGCGGCGGUCGUCCAUCGUCUCCGCGGCCAAGGCGCUCAAGGGCCUCGACGCGGCCGCGCGCGAGCUCCACUACGCGCAGUGGGACCCGACGAACCGCGUCGACACGUCCUGGAAGAAGGGCUACGCGGGCACCGUCGAGCUCCUCGACAGCGACGAGGACGGCGGCCGCGCCGGCGGCCGCGACGACACGCCGCGCUGGACGCAGCGCGUCGACGCGCGCGGCGUGCCCUACUUCGCCGACGACGCGCGCGGCGAGACGCGCUGGGACGCGCCCGACGCCUGGGUCGACGCCCAGCGCGCGGGGCGGAAGCUGCCCGAGGGCGUCGUCCGCGAGCGCGGCGCCGCGCGCGAGCUCGUCGACCCCGCCACGAAGCGCGUCUACUACGUCGACGGCGAUGGCCCGCCGGCCUGGGAGCGGCCGCCGGCCUUCGCCGACGACACGCCGCGGAAGCAGCGGAAGCCGCGGCGCCCGGCGACGCCCGCGGACGACUCGGCGGCCGCGGCGCCGCCCGCGCACUGCCGCCACUGCCUCCGGCGGACGCCGUGCGGCUGCGCCGCGGCCGCGCGCGAGGCCGAGGAGGCGGGCCUCAUCGACCGCGCGGAGUCGUCCCUCUCCACGCUCAAGGACGCGCGGCUCGGGGACCUGCGGCGCGCGAUGCGGCGCCGGUCCGCGGCGCUGUCGCCCGGGCGCGCGCCGCGAAAUUCGCCGCCGGCGAGCGGCGCGUCGACGCCGCGGCGGCCGUCCGUCGACUCCGAGGACGGCGACGGCCGGGACCCGGGCUUCCUCGGCGCGCUAAGAAGACGCGCGUCCGCGCUCGUCGGCCUCGCGGCGCCGCCGGGCGACGGCGCCUCCGCGGAGACGCCGCCCGCGCCCGCGGCCAAGGGCGGCCGGCGCCGGAGCGACCGCCACGCGCUCACGGAGCUCGAGCGGGAGCUCCUGGCCACCAUCGACGCCAUGUCGCGCGAGCUCAAGGACGCGCACGAGCCUGCGCACGAGCGCGCGCGCGACGUCGAGACGUACACGCGGUCCGGCGACCUGGGCGAUAUGGACGCGACGAUGGCCAAGCUCAAGGGCGUCUGCGUCAUGCUCACGGGCCACGAGAAGGGCCGCCUCGCGACGAUGAUCGGGUCCUGCGAGCCGCCGGGGCCGUCGCCGCGGAGGCCCUUCGCGCCGGGGCCCGGUGCGCCCGCGGCGGCGGCGGCGCGCGAGAACCGCGGCGACGACGACGAGCGCCUCGGGUCGACCAGCGCCUACGCCGUCUUCAAGGACGCCCACCUCACGAUCAAGCGCGAGAUGAUGGCCCUCUGCGGCUUCAAAGAGUUCGGCGUCUCCCGGGAAUGGGACGUCGACGUGCACAAGAUGGAGAACCUCGGCGACCCGCACCUCCUGUCGCUGCUCCACCAGAUCCGGCGCCUCGUCGUCGCCUACGACAACCUGAGCCUGGAGCAGAUCACGAAGCUCCGCACGUCCGUCGAGGUCGUCGAGAACGUGCACCACCUCCUCGCGGUCGGCGGCCGCGCGGUCCGCGCGGAGCGCCGCGCCGUCGCGCGCGCGGCGCGCACGCGCCACACGCACGUCGCCGACGGCGCCCACCGGGGCCUCGACUCCGUCAACCGCGUCUCGCCGGCCCUCGCGGAGCGCAUCCGCCGGGCCCAGGCCGAGGACCGCGCGCACCACCACCACCAGCGGCGCUAG
Molecule: messenger RNA, 14682 nt
Organism: Aureococcus anophagefferens
Lineage: Eukaryota; Pelagophyceae; Pelagomonadales; Pelagomonadaceae
Exons: 9
Coding region: 1-14682 (4893 amino acids)
Biological process (GO): mRNA cis splicing, via spliceosome
Cellular component (GO): U1 snRNP; U2-type prespliceosome
Molecular function (GO): RNA binding; protein binding
Source: RefSeq, a predicted model, not a curated record